Molecule: messenger RNA, 1834 nt
Organism: Priapulus caudatus
Lineage: Eukaryota; Metazoa; Priapulida; Priapulimorpha; Priapulimorphida; Priapulidae
Product: carbonic anhydrase 2-like
Exons: 5
Coding region: 143-679 (178 amino acids)
Molecular function (GO): zinc ion binding; carbonate dehydratase activity
Source: RefSeq, a predicted model, not a curated record
AUGUGAAGUUUGGCUCCAAAGAAAAGGAGAUAAUGAUCAAAGAUGGCGACUAUAGAACGCAAACCCUACAAGGCAGUAGCUCUUCACUGUUCCACUGGGGAAAUACAACUUCGACGGUGCGGAGCAUAGAAGAUUCGGAGAGAUGUUCCCUAUCGAGAUGCACAUAGUUCAUUACAACACCAAAUAUCGUAGCUUAGAGGAGGCAGUCGAUAAGCCAGAAGGUUUGGCCGUGCUCGGUGUUUGGUUCAAGAUGGGAAAGGAGAACCCGGGUCUGGGAACUAUUGUCGACAAUCUUAUGAAAAUAAGAUUCAAAGGUGAUAAGACCGAUCUUCCCGAGCUCCGACUGACGGAACUGCUACCGACGAACACGUCUGCGUUCUACCGUUACUCGGGUUCCCUAACGACGCCGCCGUGCUAUGAGUCGGUCGUCUGGACCAUGUUGCACUACCCUGCAACCAUCUCCCAGAAGCAGCUGACCAGGUUUAGAAUACUCAACGAGUACGAGGCUAGCUCUAACAAGCGCGAUCAGCUCGUGAACAACUUCAGGCCGCCGCAGGAGCGGCGAGGACGCAAGGUGUUCGUUAACGCUAUUCUGCCGCCGCCGCCGACUAACUACCUAACUCCCGUCAUCGCCAUCAUCGUCACGUCGGCCGUCGGCUACACCAUCUACACCCGUUAGCUCGCAUGCGACGACAUCUCGUCGCCGACGCGACAUCGUGCUGCGAAGUUGCGGUCGGUUGACAGCCGACGUACCGUGGUAGACGCCCCCCCCCCUAUGACAACCGCCCCCCCCUCCUUGUUACAUUGCGCAUGGGUGUGUAUUAUCGUGUUUGGUGUCUAUUGCCUGUGUGCAGUGUAUAAGGAGGGACGUUUGCUGUAGGGGGGAAGGUGUCUGCCAUGCUACACCGGUGUGUAUAGUAGGGCAGGUAAUCAAAAUCUCGGUCAAUCUUCGAUCUCUUUUCGCGAAGAACGGGAAAUCAAAUAUAAUCGCGUAUUCGUGAAAUGAGACGCCACGUAGCUUUUGAUCUCGUCUCUCGGGUUGUAACGGGUGGGAAUCAGCAAUGUAUGUGAUGUCGGACACGCCGACACACAGCACUGCACCGCAUCUCCUCUUGGGCGGAUACUUUGGUGGCAAAAUGCACAUUUCGUUGGUGGUCGCACAGCCUUGAAAGCCGCCAUGAUGUGUCGCUUCGUUUGCCAAAUUUUCUUUUGUUUUCUGUGGUUAUGUUUAUUAAAUAGAGAUUACUGAUUAUUAAUUACUGAUUAGUUUAUAGGGGUUUGUUGUUUAGACAGAAAGCAUUGGCAAGUCGGUAACUUAUAUAUUAUACGCCUUAUAACGAGUCGUAUAGUACUGUAUUAGGAAAUGUUAACUGUAAAAAUAUCGUUGUCGCGUUACAUGCGUACAUGCGCGCAACCCGACACAUAAACUAAAGAAUACUCUAACAGUCUUCACUGAAAACAAUAUGUCAACGUUUCGAGUACGAAUAAAUCAAUAAUUUACAGUGUUUAUUAAGUAAGAUCUUACGUAUCGUAAGUUGAUUUACACGCAAAGUCGACGGUGUACCGUCAUACUCGGUAGGAAAUGAAUAUAUAGACAAUUAGACCUCGAUCUUACGGACCCUGUUUUAAUAGAUAUCGAAAGCAAAGGACUUGCAAACAACGGAAUGUAACGGAAACAGCAGACGAAAUUGGACAAAGUCCGCUCCUUCAGGGGUAACAGUCCGCAUGUCUUGUACUUUAUUGUGAUAACAACGUAUUUGUGAUUAACCAUAGCCUAUGUCGUAUUUAUUUUGCCUUUUUAGAAAAUAAAGUCCGCUAACCUAAGUCACGAGCA